Plectropomus leopardus (leopard coralgrouper) is the source of this 4293-nucleotide messenger RNA. RefSeq lists its product as uncharacterized. Gene Ontology annotation, biological process: induction of positive chemotaxis; leukocyte chemotaxis. NCBI's taxonomy places the organism in Eukaryota, Metazoa, Chordata, Actinopteri, Perciformes, Serranidae. Gene Ontology annotation, molecular function: CD4 receptor binding; cytokine activity. The record is from RefSeq and is a predicted model, not a curated record.
CCUUGCCCACGGGGUUCCUACAUGGUGCAUGUCUACAAACUGUACUGUGGUCCUUCCAUCGUGAGCAGAGUGAUGUAGAAACCACAGCUUCCUCUGUCUCAACGGAAGACAGUAGCAGGUGCAUGCAAAAGAGAAGCAGUAAGAAGAGCUUCUGCAUGACAACCCAAACUGCAAUGGGAGCCGUUUGCUGAAGUCGUGCUGGAGAACUGAAGACACUGAGGGACAGAAAGGCAAGAAAUCAAGCAGAUGAGCCCUGCGGACUCAUCUGUUCUACUCUGCAAAACAUAAUCAUCAGGAGAAUCGCUGAAAUAUCAAACUUUUUAAUGCAAGAUUUGUUUCUGUGCAAGAAACUAAUUAGGCGCAUGUAAUUGUGCUACUGGUUUUUACACACUCACAGCUGCAGCACUCAGACAAACCGCUUACAGAUUGCAGCCAAAAAGACAGUUGCUUGGACUCGCUUAAAUAUCAAGUUCACUCUUCCGCUCUCUUUUUGGGAUUUGGCACUUGACAGCAGGUCAUUAACUUUGUUUACUCUCAGACAAUGGACUUGUCCAUGCUCCCUGCUCCAGUGAGCGAGUACAGCAGGCAGAGGACAGGAGCACGCUUUACUGUCCGUUCAGCUAACUCUCCCUCCUAUAGUCUCACUCGCAGGCCAGGUGUGAGGAAACCACGAGGUAUUUCAGAGGAGGAGAGGGAGACUACAGAAGAAAUCAGCAAGAGCGAGAGAUGUGGGACGUACGCUGGCACAAAUGGGACAAACAAGGAUGAGGAUUCCGUGGUCACUGGUUAUCAAGCCAGGAUUGGGAGCAGUGUCAAAGGUCAGAGUGAGGGGAGGGAAACAACAGGCCACAAGCUGAACCAGAAUGACGCAGGAGGCAAAACUAUCACAGAGUUUGGCACUGACCGAAGCCUAAGCAGCAACCCUGCAUCUGAAAGCCGAGGCAGGACAGACUGGAGAAGAUACGACCUGCCGAGUAGAAGUAAGAGUUUAGAUUGGAGAUCUGGAGCAUUAAGCCCUGAUAACAGCAAAAUGGACAUGUUGUCAAGCAAAAGAGAUUUGGAUGAAAGACGAACAGGAGUUGAAGGCGUGAGGGGCAGAGUGAUGUUCUCAAUACAGGCCUAUAAGUCUGCAGCUACAAGUAGUGUUCAGGAGAAAGGCCCAUUGAGUCACAGGAGUCAGACUUUGGACAGGGCCAGUAGGGGUCAUUCUCUCCCCACUAGGCUGAGGUCCUUGUCUGGAUCUGUAUCUGGCUCUGUCGUAAGUGGAACAUCGUCUUCGUUUGGGCCCAAAGGAGGUCAGAGUAUAACGGAGCGGAUAGAGAAACUCUACGGGUCAUCUGGUUUUGGUAAAACUGAGGAUUCCAGUAAAAACUCUACAUAUGAGAGGACGUCGGGGGGAACCUUCCCCAGGCAUCUCUCAUCUAGAGAGAGAGGCAGCGUUAGUCCACUGCAAAGCAGGAACUCAUUCACCUGGACACAGAAAGACACUUCUGAGACUCUACUUUCUCCAGGGAUGAGCAGGACUAGGGAGAGACUGUCAGGGAUUCAGUGGCAAGGGCCGAUCCAGAGCAGGUAUUCAGGGGAUGGAGGAGUUAACUGGCAUAAAGGAUUUGAGGAAGUUGGCACAAGGUCUCUGGAUAGAGCAAGAAGCAGGUACUGUGUAGCAGCUCAGAUAAGAUCUGCAAGGGAUGCAGCAGGAAUUACUCAACCUCUGCAGUCAAACAGUUUCUUAGAAGAAGGGAGGUCAUUUUCUUUGAGAGAUUCGUCCCGUUUGAGAGAGAGAAGAGCAAGUGGGAGUUGGGAUUACAGUGGGUUAAAAAGUGAGACUAAUAGGAUACAUGGGACAUUGACAGAGAGUAAUGAGUGCCUUGAUGAGAAGACAAAAGAGACACGUGAUGGAGCAAAAGAACUGCAGAGUAGCAGCACUGAUGAGGACGUGUUUGAGUCAAACCCACAGAAAAUCACAAUGAACACAAUAGAGAGAAAGAGAUUCCCAGAGAGGUCAUCCUCUUCUUCAGCCAGUGUGAGAAAUAAGAUCAAUCAGUUCGAGGCUCUCUCACAGAGAACUCAGGGUUUGGCAACAGGACAGGCCCAGAUGCCCAGACGGGCCUUUUCUGUGCCAACACAGCUCAGCAGGGCUCACGACGGAGUGAAAAAGAGCGGGUCAGCAAAAGGGAUUGGUGGAUUUAGAGACAAAUGGGAAGGGUUGAAAGAGGGAGAUGGUGACACUGAGGAGAAAGGAACAGGAGCAGGAAAUAAGUUUGGGUCAAACAGGUCUUUUUCAGUGGACGAGGUUGGACUAAGAUUAGAGAGAAAAGUGAGAGAAGGGAGUCAUUUAGUUGAGAAUGAAGGGAAAGAAAGCAGUAACAAUUGUGCUGAAGAUGCAGAUAAAUAUUCAAAACUCAAGAGUACACUAGAAAUACCAAUAAAUGGAGGUCAAGGGUACCGUAAAAACUUCUACAUUGACGAAACAGAUUUCAGCAAAAUCUCAAGUCCUGAGACACCAAGCGAGAGACCACCAUCCUUGCUACCAUCUGACUCAAGUGACAGUUCUGCUAGUGUGCAGAAAACAUCCCCUGAGGUUACUUCACCUGUUAGUGAUGAAGACAAGACUCCAACAAACUCUCCAAAAAACUCUCCAAACAACUCACCUUUUCUGACACCCACCAAACAAAUGGAAAAUGUCAUUCCCAUUGCAGACAGUAAAAAUGAAAGUACCUCUGUCCCAACACAAGCAACCAAAACUCCACCAAAACAGGAUUCUCCAACUCUCCCUUGUCCCCUUGCCACUUCGUCCCACAGCAACCUCCCUGAUCUCAUCUCUCCAGAUGUCGACAAAGCCAAUCGAAAUAGCAAGAAGCAGGUGUUGGACCUGGAUGCUUGGAUAGCUGGCCUAACUCCUCAGGUUAAGGUCUGGGAUGAUGAAGAAGAUGAUUAUGAGGACGAUGAUGAAAGUACACAGAAGGACGAGGAUUCAAACUAUGACUCAGACUCUGGAGAGUCCUCGGUGACCAUCACGAGUAACACAAGCCACAGGAGCUUCUGUGUCAGUCUUUCAGACCUGUGUAACUUUGCUGGAGUGGACUAUGAGUCGGAGAAUGACAGCGAUGAAUGGCAAUCUACAAGCCAUCGAACUGCCUCGCUGAGCUCAGACAUGUCGGCCCUGUCCUGUGUGUCCGUGAUGCCCAGUGAGGAGCUCGAGAGGCUGCUGGAGGAUGUCAGAAGUGUGGGGGACAACAAUUUGCAGGACUAUAAUGAUGUGCAGGUGGUGGUUCUCCAUAAGGACAUAGGAGUAGGACUGGGCUUCAGUGUGGCGGGAGGCAUAGACCAGAACAAGCCUGUCACUGUUCACAGGGUGUUUCACUCAGGUGUUGCAGCCAAGGAAGGCUCCAUAAGGGAAGGCGACCAGGUUCUGUCAAUCAACGGCACAGCUCUGUGCGGCUACGCCCACUGGGAGGCCUUGAGGGUCUUGAGGAGAGCAAAGACUCGCGAGAUGGGGGUGGUGGUCCUGAGGAGGGGAGAGAUUAGUGGUGUCUGUAAGGGGGGUGCACAGACAAAGAAUCAGGCGCCAACACAGGAAGGUGAGCGUCUGUGUGUGCGUCUGGAGAAGAACAGCAGAGAUCUGGGCUUCAGUCUGGAGGGAGGUGUCGACUCCAGUCUGGGGAACAGACCACUGACUGUACAGAAGAUUUUUCAGGGAGGUCCUUUUGACAAGGUGUGUCCUGGUGAUGAGGUUGAAGAGAUUGAAGGUGUGAGCGUGGUGGGGAUGAGACGCCUCGAGGCCUGGACGAUGAUCAGAAGACUUCCUCCCGGGCCUGUGGACGUGGUGCUUCGUCGCCCUCUCAAACAUCUGGAAACAUGAGGAUUGUUGAGGUGCUCUGCACACAGUAAAGUUCAGUGACUGAUGACGGACAUGAAACUAAAAGCCAUCCAUUGGUGGCUAGGAACUUGGAUGAAGUGAGCCAUCGGGGCCUAACACCAUUUAAACAAUACAAGUCAUUAUCACAAAUCCCUAUAUAAUGUUGGACCCCAAGUCAAAAGUUUAAUUUUUCUCACUGUAUCUAUGGGAUUACAUCUACCUCAAGUCCUGAUAUAUUUUUGUACCAGCCAUAAUUUAAGUGCACUGACAGCUCAUACAUGUAUCAAGUCAACCAACCUCUGUAACAGACAUUUUUUGUCAGCUAAAGGCAAGUCACGUUGCACUUGAAAAUUAAAAUAUGUUGUAAUAUAUUGUAAAUAGAUGUUAACUGAAUUUAGACAUUAUAUUGCUUUUUAAUAAAUCCUAACUUAAAA